Messenger RNA from Hemicordylus capensis (graceful crag lizard), 4160 nucleotides. Its product is annotated as neprilysin-like. Gene Ontology annotation, molecular function: metalloendopeptidase activity. Gene Ontology annotation, biological process: amyloid-beta clearance; protein processing. Lineage: Eukaryota; Metazoa; Chordata; Lepidosauria; Squamata; Cordylidae. The record is from RefSeq and is a predicted model, not a curated record. Bases 1 to 2253 code for a protein of 750 amino acids. The transcript has 22 exons. Gene Ontology annotation, cellular component: plasma membrane.
AUGGGCAAGUCAGAAAGUCAGAUGGAUAUAACUGAAAUGAACUCUCCAAAACAAAAGAAAAAACUGCGAUGCAGCGCCUUGGAAAUCGGACUCGCUGUUGUGGUCAUUCUCCUUGCAAUCGUAGCCAUCACCAUGAUCAUUCUGUAUGCGACCUAUGAUGAUCAUGUUUGUAAAAGUUCAGAUUGUAUAAAAUCAGCUGCCCGAAUCAUUGAAAACAUGGAUACUACUGCAAAACCUUGUGACAAUUUUUAUCAGUAUGCCUGUGGAGGAUGGUUGAAGAAGAACAUUAUUCCAGAAACAAGUUUCCGUUACAGUAACUUUGACAUUUUAAGAGAUGAACUAGAAGUUGUUUUGAAAGAUGUCCUAAGCAAGGAAAAUAAUGAGGACAUACAAGCUAUUAAGAAAGCAAAAACUCUCUACAGAUCUUGUAUAAAUGAAACUGCCAUUGACAGCAGAGAAGGAAAACCACUGAUAGACAUAUUGCCGUCUAUAUCGGAAUGGCCUGUAGCAUCAGACAACUGGGACCACACUUAUGGUGUCUCUUGGACAGCUGAAAAAACAAUUGCGCAGCUAAACUCUCAGUAUGGGAAAAGGGUCAUCAUUAAUGUGUAUGUUGGUACAGAUGACAAAAACUCCUCACGACACAUAAUUCAUAUUGAUCAACCUGGACUUGGACUCCCUUCCCGUGACUACUAUGAAUGCACUGGAGUAUACAAGGAGGCAUGUUCAGCCUAUGUUGAAUUCAUGAUUUCUGUAGCAAAGCUGAUCCGCCAAGAAAAAAAGCUCACUGUCAAUGAGGAAGCAAUUGCUACAGAAAUGAGAAGAGUAAUGGAUCUGGAAAAAGAGAUUGCAAAUGCUACAACCAAAGCUGAUGACAGAAAUGAUCCACUUCUGCUAUACAAUAAAUUGACAGUCACCGAUGUGCAAAAUAACUUCUCUUUGGAAAUCAAUACCAAGCAAUUCAACUGGCUAACAUUCAUAGAUGAUAUAAUGUCAACUGUGCAAAUUCGUAUUGCAAAUACAGAAGAUGUGAUCGUUUAUGCUCCAGAAUAUCUGACCAAGCUAAAAUCUGUUCUUAAGAAAUAUACUGUCAGAGAUAUUCAAAACUACAUGGGCUGGCGAUACAUAAUGGAUCUGGUAAACAGUCUAGGACGUAACUACAAGGACACAAAGAACGCUUUUCGUAAGGUGCUCUAUGGCACAACCUCCGACACUGCUGUUUGGCGCCGUUGUGCAAACUACGUUAAUGGCAAUAUGGAGAAUGCUGUGGGAAAGCUGUAUGUGAUGGAAGCAUUUUCUGGAAACAGUAAACACACGGUGCAAGAUAUGAUUACACAGAUCCGUGAAGUUUUUAUAGGAACACUAGAUGAUCUCCCUUGGAUGGAUGCAGAAACCAAAAAGAAAGCAGAAGAAAAGGCUGUAGCUAUUAGGGAAAGAAUCGGUUACCCUGAUGAGAUCAUGACGAAUGAUACCAUGCUCAAUGAAGAAUACAAAGAACUGAAUUACAAAGAAGAUGAAUAUUUUGAGAACCUUAUUCAGAACUUAAAGUUUAACCAGAAAGAAAGACUGAAGAAGCUUCGAGAAAAGGUGGACAAGGAAGAGUGGAUAAGUGGAGCAGCUGUAGUCAAUGCCUUUUAUUCAGCAAGCAGGAAUCAAAUUGUCUUUCCAGCAGGCAUUUUGCAACCACCUUUCUUUGGUGCCUCUCAGCCUAAAUCCUUGAAUUAUGGCGGCAUUGGCAUGGUCAUUGGCCAUGAAAUCACUCAUGGCUUUGAUGAUAAUGGUAGAAAUUAUAAUGAGAAUGGGGACCUUGUAGAGUGGUGGAGUCAAGAAUCUGCUAAAAAUUUUAAGGACCAAACUCAGUGCAUCGUAUACCAAUAUGGAAACUUCACAUGGGAUCUGGCUGAUGGACAACAUCUCAGUGGAAUCAACACGCUUGGCGAAAACAUUGCAGAUAAUGGUGGCAUUAGACAAUCAUACAAGGCCUAUCUGAACUACGUAAAAGAGAACGGAGAAGAGAAACUGCUUCCUGGUCUUGACUUCACCCAUAAGCAGCUGUUCUUUCUGAACUUUGCACAGAUAUGGUGUGGAACAUACAGGCCAGAAUAUGCUGUCAAUGCCAUCAAAACAGACGCACACAGCCCAGGCAAAUUCAGGGUCCUAGGGACAUUGCAGAACACGCCCGAGUUUUCGGAGGCCUUUAAAUGCACCAACACAGAAUACAUGGAUCCUGUGAAAAAAUGCCGUGUUUGGUGACAAAGGUACAAAGAGUACAACCUGAGAAGGACAAGCUUCCCAGAAGUCUGGAACAUUCUGAGGGUGGCAGGUGUGAACUGGCUCCAAAAGGAACAAUAACAGAGACUUCAAAUCAAGUGCACCAAAGCAAUGCAUUCUCCAGAAAAGGGAAAAGGAAAGGAAAAAAAGAUGCUAAAAGCAGCAAAUGCCAACUACUACUCCAACUAAACUCGGGAAACUUAAAAACCACUGCAUACCUAAGGCUUCUUCACUUUUCAACAAUGUUACGGUUUAAUUCUGAUUGUCAUUUGGCCGGCAGGUUUUAUGUCUUAGCUUGUUCAUCAAUACUUGCUUGAAAGCAAGUCCCACUGACUUCAGUGGAACUUACUUCCCUGGAAGUGUGCUUAACAUCGCAGCCUUAACUACCUACUGUCCUGUGAAUGUGUACUAAUACAUCUGAUCAGACAAAAGAAAGCUAUACCAAGUGACAUGUUAGCGUGGACAGAGAUCAGAACCAUGAGUCAAGAGUUUGCAUCAAGAGCGUUGAAUUCAGUUAACAUCCUUGUUUUUCAGAGAAGGCCUUAGAAAUUGCAGGGCCAGAUCAAAGAGAGAUCUGCUGACGCCCUCAUAUUCAGUGUGUGCAAACACUCCAACUGAGUGCAUUCGAAAACUUCAUUCACACCUAGACAACCUCAUGCAAUAACAGCUAUGACCCCAUCUAGUCACAUGUAACAACUGAUGGCCCCACAUAAAACCUCAUUAAUAAAAAAGAUGCACCCAGCCAAACCAGCAACGCAGGUGGGGAUCUGCACCCAGAUUUGCAAUGGCCUUCAAAAUAAUGCUGACAUGUACUCAUUUUGUUCGCAGGAUCAGGGCAUAUGUGUUUGGUACUGUCUCCCACGCCCUGUUUAGCCGCUCCACUUUUGAUGGAGGAAAAGCCACCAAAUAGGCCUUCUUCCUCACUGCUUCUGCUGCUUUUGUCUUGAUGAAAUGAGUAGUGAAGGAAAGUUUUUCUCCCUUCUGCCUUUAUUACAUAACACUUGUAGGGCCUCUGUCCAUGCAGGGUGCAUGUAACCCGUAGACUCCACUCUAAGGCCUCUUUUGUUUUGUUCCAUUUUUAUUUGAAACCAUUCACAUGAGAAUAACCCAAAGAUUAACAGUACAUUACUGAAGUGAUGAAAUAUUGACCAAAUUUUUUGUUUGCUGCUUUCCAGUCAAAAUGAUACUGUAGAUAAUCUGUUAUUUUUUUAAGCAUAUCUUGUAAUCUCUACAGGUAUACUCAGAAAAUCCAUCUUUUUUCUAAGAUAUUCCUGCCUUAUCUCAAAACUUGGUCUCUUUUUGAGGGGGUGGGAAGAAAAAAUAGUAUUUGUAAUAAUAUAUAAGAUCAUGCUUUUUAUAUUUAAUUCUGAACGACAUGGGACACAAAUUGUUAUAUAUUAUUACAAGUAGAUGUCAUUGGGGUGUCAGGGUACAAAGCACUCAACAAAUGGUUAACUUUCAAACCAGAGAUCUCUACUAGUAGGGUAUACAAACUGAUGACUAAUUUUGAGAUGAACUCUUAGAGACCAGUUCUACAAAUACUGGCAACUAUAUACCUAAUGUGUGUGAUGUUCUUUUGAACUAACAGGACCUUUUCCUCCAGUAAAUGUUACAGAUGUAACCAUUUACAUAUCUGGACUCCUAAUAGUACAAAAUCUGCUACAAUAGUUUUCAAUUGCCUUCCAGCAGAUGGCCAAUGAACAUAUUGCUUCUGGUGCUGAAGCUUAUUGGGGUUUCCAAAAUAAAUAAAUACCAGAUACCUCCGAUGACUUGGAUGGGACUGUUUCUGAGCAUUUGAACACUUUGGGUGCAUUUUACUUUUCAAAUUUGUCAUCUGAUGAAACAGUUUGAUAAUUAAAUAUAAACUACAUGCUCCUUAUUGCCUAUAA